This is a messenger RNA of Phyllotreta striolata, 1281 nucleotides long. NCBI's taxonomy places the organism in Eukaryota, Metazoa, Arthropoda, Insecta, Coleoptera, Chrysomelidae. The record is from the annotation of a GenBank genome assembly.
AUGCCGGCGUCGAAUCUUUUCGCGGACAUGGAUCGCGGUAGUGGAUUAGGAGACGAUAGGGCCCUGCAGCUGGCCCUCGAGCUGUCCAUGCUGGGCUUCGAUCCGCUGAAUUCGGUGGCGGAGGCCGACAGUCCCGGCGAUCUCAACACGUUCGUCAAUCCGCUGGCCAACGUGGGCUUGGAGGAAGUCCGGUCGAAGAAGUCCCAGAACAUGACCGAGUGCGUCCCGGUUCCCAGUUCGGAGCAUGUGGCCGAAAUCGUGGGCAGACAAGGUUGCAAAAUCAAAGCUCUCCGCGCCAAGACGAACACUUACAUAAAGACCCCGGUCAGAGGCGAGGAACCAGUAUUCGUGGUGACUGGACGCAAGGAGGACGUCGCCAAAGCCAAAAGAGAAAUCCUAUCCGCCGCCGAACACUUCUCGCAGAUCAGAGCUUCCCGUAAAAACAACUUGGCCGGCUUGGGAUCUGGCGCUUCGACCCCUCCCGGUCCACCGGCCAAUAUUCCCGGACACGUUACCAUCCAAGUCAGAGUACCGUAUCGCGUGGUGGGCUUGGUAGUAGGACCCAAAGGUGCUACGAUCAAGAGAAUCCAACACCAGACUCACACGUAUAUCGUAACGCCCAGCCGCGACAAGGAGCCCGUUUUCGAAGUGACCGGAUUGCCCGAGAGCGUGGAAUCGGCGCGCCGAGAAAUCGAAGCCCACAUCGCCAUGCGUACAGGUAACGGCACCGCCAUCAACGGCUUACCCGGCUUGAAUAAUUUGGACGAGAACGAUCUGAUCGCUUCGUUGUACAAGUCCGGUCUGAGCUCUAUUCUCAACUACAUGGAGCCCUCGACGGAUACAUUUCCAGCGAUGACGUCGUCGACCGGCAGCAGCGGAGCCUUCUCCAGCUCGGGCUCGUGUUCGAGCAGCUCGUCGAGCAGCGGCGGAAGAGACUUGGGCGCGAUUUGGAGCUCCAACGAACGCGACGAAGGGCUAGGCGAUUCGCCCAGUUUCGAUACUUCCACGGCGUUGUCGAGCAUCUGGUCGUAUCCGACGGUGGCGGCUCCGUCGAGACCGUCGCCGGCCAACAGUACGAGUCCGGCGGAUUCGUUACUCAGCUCGGCUUCGAAAUGCUUGGUUUGCACCGAUGCCAAAGUAACGCACGCAUUGGUACCCUGCGGUCACAACUUCUUCUGCAUGGAUUGCGCAAAUAGAGUGUGCGAAGGUAGCGAAUCCCAAUGUCCGGUUUGUUCCCUUCCUGCUAUACAAGCGAUUCGCAUUUAUUCACCCAACCCUUAA